GGCGCCUCGAGCGGCGGCGCAGCGCCCCGCCGCCCCCCGCAUGCCAUGUCGUGGCUGUCCACGGUGGGCGCCGGCGCGCAGGCGCUGCGGCAGGGCGCGCGGCAGGUCCGCGAGCGGUUGCGGGGCGGCGCCGCCCCGCCCGCGGACCACGGCGCCGAGCUGGAGCAGCAGGUGCGCGCGGCGGCGACGCCCGCGGAGCGGGAGGAGAUCAGCCACGCUUGGGCCGCUCGCCUCGCGCACCGGGGCGGCGACCCAGCGCUGCGGCGGGCGCUGCUCCGCACCGGCGCCUGCGAGGCGUUGCUGGAGGCGGCGGCCCUGGACCACAGGCCCGGAGCCGUCGGGGGCCUUCGGAUGCUGCUGACGCAGGUGCUCGACUGCCCGGAGUUGCUGCGCUCCGAUCUGCUUCAGGCAGCCGCCGGCGGCGGGGAGCUCCUGGGCGAGCAGCACGUGGCGUGGCUGGUCCGCGUGCUGGGGGCGCUGAAGGCCGACGCCCGGGAGGAGGCCCGGCGGGCGGAGCGGCACCAGCUCAGCCAGGACAUCGAGCACCUGGCCCAGGAGCUCGAGGAGUUGGACGCGCACCCCGACCUCCAGGGCAAGAGCGACAAGUCCUUCAAGCUGAGGGCGCGCCAGCUCGAGGUGUCUGGCGAGCUGCUGGACGUGUACGCUGCGCUCCGGCAGAGCAUCGAGGAGGCCAAGGCUUACCAGGGCGAGGUGCAGGAGAGGCGCGAGGAGGAGCUGGUCGUCAUCGGCGAGGAGGCGACCGAGUACUCGGCCUCGCUCCAGAGCCCGGGCGUGAGGCAGAUUGGUGGACAUCUCCGAGCAGUUCGACGGCUUCGACGCGCUGAUGCUGCAAGUGUGGACGAGCGGCACCGCGCGCUGCAGGCUGAGCUGCAGGAGUCGCACGAGAUCACCCAGACGUUGCUGCAGGAGAUGGACACGCAGCGAGCGGACGCCGACGCCUCCAUCAUGCAGCUGGAGGAGCAGAAGCGCGGCCUGAAGGUCCGGCUGGACGAGGUGUCGCACCAGCUGGCGCAGGCGCAGAUCGAGCAGCGGAGCCACCUGGAGCAGCGAGACGAGCAACGAAGGAUCGUCGACGCCAUCGAGGCGGAGUUCCGCGCCGAGAUCCAGCACGAGGAGGCCCUGGUCUCCCGCGCGAGGCACGAGCAGCGCACGGCGGAGCGCCUCAGGUUGGAGACAGAGUAA
Messenger RNA from Prorocentrum cordatum, 1203 nucleotides. The record is from the annotation of a GenBank genome assembly. NCBI's taxonomy places the organism in Eukaryota, Dinophyceae, Prorocentrales, Prorocentraceae.